CAUCGCUAUUACUCGUGCUGCCGCCACUGCCGCUGUCACCGUCGCUGCGUUCUGUACUAUUACCGCUGCUGCCGCCGCCGCAUCUACUACUACAUCAGACGACAUAACGACCGGCGACAUUACGAUUACCGAUACUAUUUUUUUUUAUUACUCCUACCACCACCACUACUACUACUACUACUAAUAUACUACUACUAAUACUGUAACUCGUAAUAUUUAUACUGAAAACACUACCGCCGCUGUUAGCGAUACCACAACCAUUGUCGCGUUUACCGGUGCCGUAACCACUAUAUAAUUACCACUACAGCGGUGGCGGCGACAACGACUCGGUGGUCAGCCGCGUUACGCCACCAUCUACACUGAUAUUAUGGGCCGCCGCGUAGCCCGCACCGUUUUACGGCAACGUCGUCGUCGUGUGCGGACAGCGGACCGCCGCCGUCGCGGGCUUUGUGUUGUUAUGGUCGAUUGUGCGGGUCACCAGCCCGGCGACGCGACAUGAUCUCUGGCGUCGACACGACGCUACAACGCAUCUCCUCAGUCGUCAGAUCUUCGUUUCAUCUGCAGGCAGUUGCAGCUGUUGUACAACAUCACCAUCGACAUCGCCACCGCCACCACUACGCGCUACCGACUCAUCCGUCAAGUACAAGGAGGAAAAAUGCGGAUUCCGCGGCGAAACGGCCGGAUCGGUUGUGAUAGAGUGGUGGCGCCGGUUCCGGCGGUACAAUGCGCGCUGCCAGCACCGGCGGCGGUCCUAUCCGUCUCGUCGUCAUUUGGCCGAUGGUGCUCGCAGCGCUGGUCAUGACCGCAACCGGCGCCUCGCCAACGUCCGCCGCGGUGUACGCCGCUACGGCCACCUUCACGGCCGCCACGGCCACGGCCACCGCGGUGGCAGCGACCCGCCGGACCGGGCCGCCGUCCCCGUCCCCGUCCCCGUCGUCGUCAAAUCUAUCAAAAUCAUCGCCGCCGCCGCCGCUGUCGGCCGCGGUCAACGCGACGGUCGGCACCGCGGCCUGCGAAAAGGUGCGCGUGUCGCUCCGGGAGCCGGCCUGCACCGGACAGAUAAGCGAGGGCCCGGGCCCGCCGCGGUGUCCCGCGGCCUUCCCGUGCGCCGGACGCGCCGAUAACGAUAAUAAUAAUUAUAAAAAUAUUAAUAAUAAUAAUAAUAAUAAUAUAAAUGUUAAUUACGAUUACAAUAAUAAUAACGAUAACGAUAGUGUUAAUAAUUAUAAUAACGAUAACGAUAACGAUAAUAAUAAUAAUAAUAAUAAUAGUUAUAAUAAUAGUAGUAAUCAUCAGUGCCUUGAAUACGCCCAUCGGCAGCUCAUACCGGCCAUGUGCCCGGACGACCCGGGCGCGUAUCGCCGGCCCGGCCGUCUGUCCCGGUUCCGGCUCCGGCACUGUUGCCACCACACCGUCGAGUCGGUCGUACAGCAGCCGUACGCGGACAAGGAGUCGUGCGUCGACCAGGUGAACAAGGCACUGGACAUGGACGACAUAGCGGCGGCCAUGUCGUGUCAGUUCAACGAGGUGUUGGCCAGGUACGACUGCAAGCAAAAGUACUCCGCCAAGUCGUGCGAUUCGUGCAAGGACGCUUACGCUCUGUGGGCGUGUGCCGCGGUCCUGCCUCACUGGACCCGGACGACGGCGAAACAGGGACGCCGCGGCCGUUACAGGGUGAACGCUUGCCGGUCCGUGUGUCUGGAGGCCGAACAAAAGUGUCCGUGGCUACUUCCGGUAGCUGAUGACGCCAACCCGUACGCUGGUGAAGCAUCGUUCACUUGUAUAGAUCCAGACAUAUGGUUCCAAACGUCUGCGACGGACGUGACCGAACAAUGCUGCUACGAGCACUGCGCGGACGGUCUAUGCGUGCGGAACGAAACGAUGUGCAACGAUGACACUGGCGGUGGCGCCUUGGACCUCCACAGGCCGGUGUGCGUGGAAAGCGUUCCGCAGGCGGACGAGGAGUCUCAGUGCACCGACUAUAGUCUGACCGACAAGUCCUCAAGUCGAGGUCGACCGGACCUGCCACUGCAGCUCCUGUUGUGGGUGUCAUCGGGACUGGCGCUGGCGGCGGCAGCGGCCGUCACGUAGUGGCUGACGAGACGAUGACGACGAAAACGACGGAAGACGGGGAAGAAAGGAGAUCCGAAACAAAAAACACGAUUUCUGCAAAAUUAUAAAUCUAUUAUUAUUAUUAUUAUUAUUAUACAUUAUUGUUGUUAUUAUUGUAAUGUCACUUGUGAACGGAUGAGGUUUUUAUCUCAGAAAAAAAAAACCAAACCGAAAAAUAAUAAUAAUUAUUAUUAUAUAGUAUGAAAAAAAAAAAAUAAUAACGAAAAUAAGGACGGACCGCCCGUCCGAUAAACGCGGACGCAACGGGCACGAGCAGUGCUUAUAAUGGCUCGUCAUCGUUGCUUGACGGCGGCCGGUGAACCGGAGGGAGCUUGACACCUCUCUGACAGGGUCCUCGUUCUUGAUAAGACUAUUAUUAAAAUACUUAUACAAUACAUUAUAUUGUUAUAAAAAUUCACACAGUCACACACACAAACACAUAAUAUACACAUAAGAGGCGUAACUAGGGAAGGUAGCCUGGGGGUGGAUUUGUCACUUCUUCCAACAAAUAAUUUAAACCUCAGCAUCCACUAAAAUCAUUGAAAAAUAUUACACAGGCUUUCAAAAACUGUAAAAAAAAUAUAUGAUAUACGUUUUAACCCCAUCUUCUUGAGAUCAGUUGUUUCGUUAUUACAACCGUAUCAUAUUCAUACUAACUCAAUGGGGGGUUGAACGGUACAUAUUUAUCACCCCCUCUAAAAUAAUUCAAACUUCAGCAUCCAUUAAAACUAUUGAAAAAAAUAUUAUAAACACUAUCGAGAGUAGUAAAAUAUAUUAUAUUUUACACGUUUUAACCAUUCUACCCGAGUUUAAUUAUCUGAUUACGCCCAUUUCACACACACACACACACACACACACACACACACACACACACACACACACACACACACACACACACACACUCACACAAACAUUUUACCACGAUCGCUGGUGCCGCAGGUUUUUUCAGACCGGGACCAAUAAAAUAUUAUCACAAUAUAUAAACGACCGACGAUGGAAUGAUUAUAUUGACAGAUAUAUUAAAUAAUUAUUAAAACAACGCGUAAGGCGUAGAGUAUUAAUAUAUUAUUAUAACACUUUCAACGCGUAUAUAAUUUAAUUAAAUACUAUUGUGUUAUUGUAGUGUUAAGAACAUUAUAGGUACGUAGAUACCUACGUAUUACCGCUAUUACCUACCAAUAGGUCGUGAUGAGUUAUACAACUCAAUGUCCAAAUAAGUUGUAUAGAGUGAGAAACGGAUUCACGCAUUUGUUUUUUUUUUUUGUUGUUGUUCUGUUUUCUUGUUUUAAUUUAUUUUUUUGUUUAAAUUUAAUUUCAAUAUCUUACGAACAAUUGAGAACAGUGGAUAAAAAAUAUCCAAUAGUCACGUAACGACGAUCGAUUACAAUAAUUAUUAGUUAUUAUAUAAGUUUAUGAUAUCGUCAGAAACACGGAUCGUUUUCAUCUUAAUAUUAAAUAUACCUAUUAUACUCAUAAUUGGCGUGAUUUUUAUCUUAACCUGUUUUAAUACUCGCCAUUUAUUGUCAAAUGCGCUGUAUUAAGACAUUCGAAUGAUAAAUUGCGCUUGAAUUACUCAAACGAUUUCACGUGACGAUCCAAUUACAAGAAAUAAUCAAUAAUUAUUUGGGGAUUUUUUUGUACCCACCAGAUUAGUAUUUAAAACUUUACGAAAUAAAAUAAACUUAAAUAUUUGUAAUAAGUAAACAUUUUCUUGUGUUCAUUUCCAUAAUUUUGCAAAAACAUAUGAAUUCAUCUUCUACGAGUUAUAAAAACGAAUUAAACCUCCUCAAAGCGAUAGACACCUGUCACCAAAAGUUUUUUUAAAUUAUUUUUUUUUAGUAAGUAAUAUAGGUUGUAUUUUUUACUUUUUAAGUUACAUAUUAAUUAUUGAACGUUUAUUAUUAAAAUGAAUGUCAUUAAAUAGUAGGUAUGUCCCGUGUUAUAUAGAUUCGUACGGGUGAUCUUUAGCAUAUUGUGAUUAUUAGCUUCUAUAUGGUUUUAAGUUUUUUGUUAAUUUAUUUUGUUUUUAAUGUUUUUAUUGAUUUUUAGAAUUGCUGGAGACAAAUUAGUUAAAUUUUGUUUAAGACAAUAAUAUUAUUGUUGUUUUCGUUUACGCAUAGAAAAAACUUACGAAUAGGACCUUAAAAAAAAAAAAAAAUGUUCUUGGGCCUGAAAAUCGGAAAGUGUUAAAAAUAUAUUGUUCCUGUUAGAAUUUAAAUUUAUAAAAUAUGCUAAAUUUGUUGUGAAAUUUAAUAUGUUCAAAUAUAAUUAUAACAUACAAACAUUGUAAUAAUUUAAAAUAAAUAUAGGGUUAAUUUUUAUAAUUUGACUGGUUUAGGUAAACAUGGUUGCAAAAAUAUAUUAUCUAUAGAUAAUAAAUGUAUAUAUAUAUUUAUUAUUUAUAUAAAUAUAUCUAUAUAUUAUUUAUUUAUUUAAAUAAAUAUAUAUAUAUGAUAUGAGUUAGCUUUAUUUGUAGGUAGUUCCGUCCAAACAUAUUAUAUUGUAGUUUAUAAACAAUAUCUCGUACUUACGGCCUACAGAACGUUAAAUUUAAUUGAGCAAUUUAUUUUCAAAUCUUAUUUCAUGCCCUUCAAUUGUAAUUUUUUUGUUUUUGUGCCAAUUUAAAUCUUACUUAAGUCAAUAUUAUUAGAAAAGUGCUCAAUAUAUAUUGUAAAAAUUAAUAGACUUAGAAAUGAAAAAAAAAAAUGUCAAAUCUUAUAAGUAUAUUAUUGUAGGUUUAAUAUUUUUAAAUAAAUUAUUUAAGAUUAUUUUUUAACUAUAUAAUAAAUUACGGAUUUCUCAAAGAAAUUAUGAAAUAUGGUAUAAAACUAUCAGCCGGCUUGUCGGAAUGAAUCCCAUCAUUUUUUUUUUUAAAUCAGUUUUAUUGUAUUUGCUCGAUGUAAAAAAAUUAGUUGUUAUACAGUUAUGUAUGUGGUACUUUUCUAAAUACAUUUUGAAACUGUUAAUGCAAUAUUUGUUUACAAGAUUCAAUGAAAAAAAAAAUAGUGAUCAAUUUGGCACAAUAUGUAAUACUCGCUUUUGUUAUUUAAAAUGUUAUUGUUUCUUUUCAAUACACAGUAAAAUGCAAUAAGUGUUCUUAUGUUGUGCGAAAUGAUGUAUUGAUAUUCAGUAGAUAUAAAAAUUUGUUUAUGUAUUAAAAAAUAAUGAAACAUAAUUAAAGUAAAUAUAAAAUACUGAUUAGAAAAAUGAUGAUGGGAAAAAAUGUGGCUUACAAAAUAUACUAAUAUUUAAUACCUAUACAUCAAACUCAUUAAAGUCGUACAAAAUUUUUCAUUUUGAGAAGACCGUCCUUAUUACUUACAAUUAUGUACAUAGCCAUAAAACUAAAUAUAAUAUUAAUUAAUUUUCUACUCUAUAUACUAUUUCUGUUCAUAAAAAGAAAAAAAAAUUCAAAAUUAUUUUAUAGCUUUUUAGGUACGUAUACUAAUAAUUACUAAUGAGUUUAUAUACAAUUAACUGAGUGCUCUGUAGAUGAAAGUUUUAAGGUAUUUUUACACCACUUGAGUAGAGACCAAGGGGCAAGGGCUAACCACUCCAUAGCGGUCGUUUGAUUAAUAUAAUAAUAAAGAAAACAUAGAUAACGAUAAUAAUAUAAUAUGAUUGAUUAGACAAUUACAAAAUUAAGGUUAUAUUUACCUCUAUUAAUAAUGUCAUUAUACUGAAUAUAUUAUAAUUAUAAAUAUAAACAAACAUGUAGUCAAUUGUAAAAAUAAUUCUAUAUGAUUAUAUUAAGUAUUAUAAAUAAUAAAAUAUAAAAACUGUUGGUUAAUUAUUAGUUUUGUAAAACAUUUGUUACGUUCAGACGUAUAUUAUAAGAAUUUUAAAAUAAUAAUAUGAAUGCAAAUUACUAUUACGAGAACAGAAAAACAUUAUGUUAUGGAAUAAAACGUUUGUUUUAUAGGAAAUAUAUAUAAUUUAAAAUACAUGAUAUUGUAUGUUUGUGUUUUUUUUUUGUGUAUGUAAUGUGUUUGCACCUAUACGAGAUAAAUUGUAUUGUAUUUUGUCAUCGUCGAAUAAUAUUAUAACAUAUUGUAAUAACUCAUGAUAAUAGACUUGGCAACAACGCAAUUUGUCGAUAAUAACGACUUUGCAUUCAAAACACAAAGGUGCUCAUAUAACAACAAUGUUCAACACCUAAUAUUUUAUCGUAAUACAAACCAUUUAAUGAUA
Aphis gossypii (cotton aphid) is the source of this 6303-nucleotide messenger RNA. RefSeq lists its product as uncharacterized. The transcript has 4 exons. Gene Ontology annotation, biological process: calcium ion import across plasma membrane. Lineage: Eukaryota; Metazoa; Arthropoda; Insecta; Hemiptera; Aphididae. Gene Ontology annotation, cellular component: plasma membrane. The record is from RefSeq and is a predicted model, not a curated record. Bases 724 to 2091 code for a protein of 455 amino acids. Gene Ontology annotation, molecular function: stretch-activated, monoatomic cation-selective, calcium channel activity.